Messenger RNA from Magnolia sinica, 1045 nucleotides. Its product is annotated as NEDD8-conjugating enzyme Ubc12-like. NCBI's taxonomy places the organism in Eukaryota, Viridiplantae, Streptophyta, Magnoliopsida, Magnoliales, Magnoliaceae. The record is from RefSeq and is a predicted model, not a curated record. The transcript is spliced from 6 exons. Bases 171 to 722 code for a protein of 183 amino acids.
GGUUGUUUUUAUCCAACGAAAUUCCCAAGUGGGCGACGGAACCUGUCGAUUGUCGAUCCCUUUUAAAACGCAAACUCGCUGUCAUUUCCAAAUUCCCUUCUCUCUCCUUCUCUCCCUCUCCUUCCCUCUCGUCUCAAAUCUCUCUUACGUUAUUUGGACGAACAGGAACAAUGAUUAAACUUUUUAAAGUAAAGGAAAAGCAGAGAGAAAUUGCCGAAACUGCCAAUGGAAGGGCACCUGUCAAGAAGCAAAGUGCUGGGGAAUUGCGUCUGCAUAAAGAUAUCAGUGAGCUAAACCUUCCCAAAACAACUACCAUAUCAUUUCCCAAUGGCAAGGAUGAUCUAAUGAACUUUGAGGUCAGCAUUCGGCCUGAUGAAGGAUAUUAUCUAGGUGGCAAUUUUGCGUUUACUUUCCAAGUCCCUCCCAUCUAUCCUCACGAGGCACCAAAGGUUAAGUGCAAGACAAAGGUGUACCAUCCUAAUAUCGACUUGGAAGGAAAUGUCUGCCUCAACAUUCUGCGAGAGGAUUGGAAACCUGUCCUCAAUAUAAACACUAUCAUAUAUGGCUUGAAUCACCUUUUCACGCAACCCAAUCACGAAGAUCCUCUGAACCACGAUGCAGCAGCUGUGCUCAGGGACAACCCAAAGAUGUUCGAGUCCAAUGUCAGAAGGGCAAUGGCUGGAGGCUACGUUGGUCAGACUUUCUUCCCCAGAUGCAUAUAGCAUUUUCCAGUGACAAUUCUGUAAAAAUAGUAUUUUCAAUGCGUGGCUCCCCACAAGAGCUGCAAAUUACACUUUGGAGCAUAUCUUCCUGGUGGAGUUCCCAAUCUCCCGCAUAUGCUUUGGGAUUGCUUUAGGUAGAAACCAACUCUUAUAAAAAAAGCUCAACCGGAAGCUGUUUGAAUUUGCUCUCAGGUGUAAUUUCUUGUGUUUUCUAAGCGAACUGGUCUGCAAUGAACGGUCAUGGAGUUAUGUACUGUGGAAUGGGAGAUUGUGCUUGUUUCCAUUAUUAGUAAGAAAAACAUAUGUUUAUUUGCCAGCUGUAA